AUGCACGACUCGCGGCGGCGAACCCAGGCUCCGCUCGGUCUGCUUCGCCAAGUCCGCCAAUUGUUUCCUGCGCUGCUUUCGUGCGGCCCAUCAUCGAAGUGUCCGCACCGCCAAUGCCAGGGGAAGCAUCCGCUGCCGGGGGUGAUGACCACCACCCAUCUCAGCCACCAGAUCGUGGCGUCCGGCUCGUCUAUUGUUAGUGCCGGCCCGGCUCAGCGCCGUUCAGGACGGAUGGAAAACCGGGGCCCAGGAAUUUGGAAUGAGGUUUGGGUGAGUUGGUGGAGGCGCCACACCGACGACAUCUGUCCUGCCUUGCCUGGCUCUUUUGUCCCGUCCUCGCCGCCGAUGCCACCACGCGCCUGUACGCAUGUUGGCCAGCGCAACCUCGCUCAGCGGCGACGAGCCAGAACUUCAGGGGCAUGGGUCGUUCAGCAGCGGUCGUGA
Messenger RNA from Purpureocillium lilacinum, 444 nucleotides. Lineage: Eukaryota; Fungi; Ascomycota; Sordariomycetes; Hypocreales; Ophiocordycipitaceae. The record is from RefSeq and is a predicted model, not a curated record.